AUGGAAGACUACGAAGCCGAAAAUGAAAUAAAAAGGGACAAGGACCGGAGUCCAUCUCCUGAUGUAAAAUCGACAGCUGUGGUCAAAUACACCGCUUUUCAAAGUCCAGUGGGGUAUGCUCGGCUGCAGUGCAACACUGACCUUAAUCUCCCUCCCUCUAACUGGGGAGGGAUAGAUACAUACGGUUUGAAACAAAUUUUGACGAGGGGUACAGGCUUAUCAAGUUUCAGAAUGGCACACAUGUUUCCCGAUUGUGUAGGUGAAGUCGAUUUAAUAUCUGACGCUGAGUGCAUUAAGAAAUUGCUUAAAUUACCUUAUCAACCAAAUGGAACUGUAAGCAUGAUGGUGCAUAGAGUACAGAAUACACUGCUAUUGGAUGACUUUGAUGUUUAUGACUACCUGAUGAAGUCAGAAUGGUCUUGGUUAAAGGAUUUCUUCUAUGAAAACAUAAUUAAAACUAUGUCUGAGAAGGAACGUAUGUCUCUAACUCCAGCAAGAAGUGCAAGUGCAUUACAACUGACUCAGAAGUUCCUGUCUCACAGUCUGCUUGAAAGGCCUCAGCCGUUGCCUGCGCCUGUUCCAGACACUCCUGAUUGGAUUUCUGGUCCGCACCUACCGGAACCAGAAUCACGUACAGAAGAAUCGACCCCUGAGGACUCAUAUAACCGCAAUGUACUAUGGAACUUUGAAGAUAUUCAAAUGUUAAUAGGCAGCAAUCUCCCGAUAUUUGGCGAUAAGGAUCGACCAUGCGUUAGUUUGAGGCUGCGAGAUGCAAGGGAGCCUAUCAAUGUGUUAACAGGAAUUGACUACUGGUUGGACAAUUUAAUGUGCAAUGUUCCAGAAGUCUUAAUGUGCUAUCAUUUAGACGGCAUUGUACAGAAGUAUGAGCCAAUGAAAACCGAAGAUCUGCCUAAUAUGGAAAACUCCAAGUUUUCACCAAAAGUCAUAAGGAAUGUCGCCCAAAAUAUUUUAUCCUUUUUGAAAUCCAAUGUCACCAAGUCUGGACAUACGUAUUGGUUGUUUAAAGGUCCCCAUGAUGACGUGGUAAAGCUCUACGAUCUGACGUCGCUAUGUCCCGACAGUCUCGACAAUCCGUUCACGACUCCAGUCGCGAUGUUACUGUACCGUGUUGCCCGUAACAUGAGAAUUAUGAAUCGGACGAAACAUGUCCGCCAACUUUUGGAACAUGUAGUGCAAUUGUUGCAAGUGGAAAGAUAUCCGCAGAUUGUCGCUUCAUCCCACUAUAUGUUGUCUGAUUUGUAUGUACCGGCGACGACUAAUCCCGCGUGCCCGGAUUUUAAAGAUGAAAUUCUAGAGCCGGACGACGAUUCUGAUUUCGGAAACUCAGCUGAGUUUAAUGAUAACGUCGAUAGAAAUAGUGAGGGAGACACGGAGAAUGAAGAGAGAGAGGAGAAGAAAACUGAGGACAAUUUAGAGGCAAAAGGAGACAGUCUCGCCUUACAAGUGAGAUGUCUGACACUAAAGGAUACAGGGAACAAGAACACACAACAUAUUGGUAGUGGAAAGGAGAAAGAGCCGGUCAGUUCGGGUCUGGGCGUAGAAGUUUCGGAAAGAUGUGGCCGAGCAUUGUCACAUGCACUCAAAGGGUUAUCAGCCCUGCAUCACCUUACUAUUGAUAAGGCCAAGGAAGAGGAACGCGAGCGUCUCAAAGAGCAAAUAAUAAACGAAGAGCAACACCCGAAAAUGGCUAACCCGUUUGAGCCGAUCAAAAUGGACUAUCAGCCAAUGAACAAGAAAGAACCGAAAGAACACGUAUCAAGAAGCAGACGCCGGAGACGCGAAAGAAAACACUCAGAGAAAACUGGGAAUUACCUAAUCGAAGCCAAAUCGAAUGUUGAUGAAAACGCGAUUCUCAUACGCAAAGAGAACAACACAUUUCCAAAUUGGCAUGAGCCGAAUAGGGAUGACAAUUUCGCCUGGAAACUGCAUUUAAAGACGUUGUUAUAUGAGAAAAUAUGUCUCGCAUACGCAACCCUAGCGGAAUAUAGUUACGCCCACGAACAAUAUGGGUUUUCUUUGAAAUACAUAGAACUUGCCAGCAAAUGCCAGAAAUUGUUAGGCAGUAUGAUUAUCAAAAGUAGAGUUGUGGAUGUGUCAUGUCUUAUUGGAAGGAUUGGGGAUAAUUUCUUUCAACUCAGCAAACAUUGGUCCAAUCUGGAACAGUACCAGAAGCAGUUGGAGAUGGAUCAUGAUAUCGAUAAGAAAAUUCGACACGAGAUUGAGAAUGAUUUGGUGGAUGAGACUGAAGUUGCGUGUAAAGAUUUCGAUUUGGAUAUAUCGCUACCAUUAAGCGACCUAGAAGCAAUGAAGUCGUCGUGUGCGUAUUACCGAAGGGCGAGUGACGCAGUGCCGGGUGGCGCGCACAAGCGAGAUGAAUUGCAACGGCGCUUGGCCACUGUUUGCAACGCACUCGCAGUCAGAUAUAUGAACGAUGGACAACAACUCUACAUGAAAUAUGCAGAAGAAGCUGGCGAAAUCUCUGCAUUUCCAAAAGACAUUCGUGACCAGUUAAAAUCCCUUUCGCAUAUGUCUGCGGAGUGCUUAGAUGAGGCCACGUCGAUAUUCGAAUCGGUCAAGGACGUUCCGAAUUUGGCACUUUUGUACUGUAAUAAGGCCAGAUACAUGAGAUUCAAGGCGCAUCGUGAAAGAGAUGGGUCUACAUCUGAAAAUCGUAGCCUAUACAGCAAAGCCGAAGACCUGUACAUGGAUGCCCUGAAGAUGCUAGGUCCUCGUGAGACCUGUGGAGCAGCAGCGGUUUGGGAUCUGGUGUCUUGGGAACUCUCGUGUCAUCUCUACACUAAAGCUGAAUCGAUGCAGGACUUUCCGGACUUGUAUGGAUGUGAAGUAAUGGAAGUAGCUGAUGCAUUCAAACACGCGCUCAAGUAUUGUCUUCUAAGCCCCGGUCCGAGGCAGUAUCUUUACCAGUUUAGAGCCGCCAUGAUUUAUCACCGGUUGGGAUCGUUGUACCAUUCACAAUUUAGAUUGACGACAGAGGACGGUCCCAAACGUCGUACGUUAUUGCAUGCAACUUGCACGAGUUACCAAGAGGCAUCUGUUCGUUUUGCGGCGCUUGAGGACAUUUUUAUGUUCCUCGGAGUGAGGUUGGAACACGUGGCUCUUAUGGAAGGGCACGCACAAAUAUCUCCAAACGUCAAACUAAAGUCCUUACAAACUGCUUUAGAACUCUUACAGCAGUCGUACUCCGUGUUGAUGCUAUUAAAAAAUCGCGAUCCCGAAGAAAAAGACACAAGAACUGAGGAGUGCGAUGAAAAAUCGCUCAAAAAUGAACAUGGCCUACUCUCAUUAUUCGAAAACAGACUUCAUCAGAUAUUAAAAAAAAUUAUUCAGUAUUGUCGAUCGAAGACUAACAAAGACUAUGAAAAAAUGACAGAUAUGUACAAAAAAUUGUAUUGUGCAAGUUUGAAAAUUGUUAAAAAUGACGAUAUGAGAUUGUACGCGGCGAGUAUUUGCGAUGUAUUGAAUAGUAUGAAUAAUAUUGCUAAAGAAUUUGCGUAA
Molecule: messenger RNA, 3537 nt
Organism: Pieris macdunnoughi
Lineage: Eukaryota; Metazoa; Arthropoda; Insecta; Lepidoptera; Pieridae
Source: the annotation of a GenBank genome assembly